AUGGCCGCGUCAAGGACAAGUACACGUAAAAGUAUUGAACCGUCCAGAGAAAUACUGGACUGUUCGAUUUGUCUGGAGCAAUUCAGGACACCGCGAUCGCUGCCGUGUUUACAUACGUUUUGUGAGGAAUGUCUCGGUCUAUACAUUUCGUCCCAAGAGAGCAAGACCGACUUCCCAUGCCCUGUAUGUCGAUCGACUGUGCUACCCCCGAAUCCCAAAUCGUCGAAGAAAUCUUGGGCUGGAUCAUUUCCGUUAAAUCAUCUGAUUGUUACACUGAUGGAUGAAGGAAGUAAAGGCAAAGACUUUGUUAAAUGUACAAUGUGUUACGUUAGGGAUGAUUCAUCUGUUACAGCAAUAUACUGGUGUAACGAUUGUCGUGAGGGGCUUUGUGAAAAAUGUUACUCGUAUCAUCAGAAGACUAAAGUUCGAUCAAGACACAGCUCUAGUCUUAUAGAAGAAACGGGAGUCCCGAUCAAUCCAGAUGUAGAAAUUGAUGAAGAUUGUCCACGUCAUCGUGGCAAAGUUCUAGAGGUGUACUGUUCGGAUCAUUUGGAACUCUGCUGCGUUAUCUGCUUUGCUACCAAACACAGGGAAUGUAAACAUAUUACCUCCAUCGAUGACGUUUCUGAAGAGUUUGAUGUGAAGGAGGUAUGCUCGGCAUUCUUCUCUGAGAUGGCGGAAAUCACACGUGAAACGAAGUCUAUUGUUGCACUCAAAGAAAAAGACAUCGAAAAUGUUGGCACGAAAGUCAAAACCAUCGCCAUGGAAAUCACGCAAAUAGUUGACGUGAGUAAGGAUAGAUUGGAUUAUCUCCGAAAAUCCUUGAUUGAUAACAUGAAACACAAAUAUGAGACAGAAAAACAGAAAGUAGAGGAAAAGCAUAAAUAUGUCCAUGCCUUUGAAAAUGAUGUGAAAAAUUGCUGCAAGGUCAUAACGUCAGUAAGUUCCGGGACGCGUCGACAAGCUUUUGUCAUGUUCGAGAAGAUUAAGUCCGAACUUAGCAGUCACUUCCAACAACUCAGGUUGGAAAUGGCCGGGGAUGUUGAUUUGAACUUAAAGUUCAACAUGAAUUCUUCACUGGUAUCACUGGUCACUCUGGAAUCCUUGGGGGAAGUGGAUAUGCAGAAGGCGCCAUCUAGAAGAAUACAAAAGAUCCUGACACAGAUGGCUAGACACCUUAGUCGAUUCAAACAUCCCUCAUAUUUGGUAGAUCCCAUGCACUCCAACAUAAAGCUCGUUAAAUCUGUCACUAAGGAAGACGUUGGCCUCGGGCAAGUUAAUCUCGCUGGUGGAACGUUUUUACAGGAUGGCAGGUUACUUAUCGCAGACUUUUCCUCUAAAAGACUAAUCGUAUUUGGUGAAGAGUUUGAUGAUGUCACCACACUUUCCGUAUCAGGACAACCGACUGAUGUUGCUUUACAUAUUAAUGACGGAACCGAGAUAGUGUGUAAGAAACUUAGCGGAGAUGAGGUGUUCCGGCACAACGUUGGGAAGCCUGUAGAUGGCAUAGCCGUGGAUCAAGACGGAAAUGCCUAUGUCGUGUAUGAAAACAAGGACAGAACCGGAAGUGUGUACCAGACACCCUACGUCCCGUAG
Messenger RNA from Ylistrum balloti, 1596 nucleotides. RefSeq names its product E3 ubiquitin-protein ligase TRIM56-like. The coding region runs from base 1 to 1596 and encodes 531 amino acids. The record is from RefSeq and is a predicted model, not a curated record. NCBI's taxonomy places the organism in Eukaryota, Metazoa, Mollusca, Bivalvia, Pectinida, Pectinidae. The transcript has 3 exons.